AUGUUACGUGCAAACAUCAGAGCCCCUGUUCGCUCCUUGUACACCUCAGUGUUGGAGUCGGACAUAAACAUUUCCCGUAACGGAAAGGUCCAUGUGGCCAGCGGUCCUGGCGGUCGUUCUUCCAGAACUGGCUACACUGCUACAGUCUUUGGAGCCUCUGGUUUCUUGGGCCGUUAUGUUACAUCCAAAUUGGCUAGACAUGGUACCACCACUGUUGUUCCAUUCAGAGACGAUAUGAAAAAAAGAUUUUUGAAAGUCACUGGUGACUUGGGUGUGGUGAACUUUGUGGAGUUUGACGGUAGAAACUUGCACUCCAUCGCCGAGUCUGUCCAGCAUUCUGAUAUUGUCUUCAACUGUCUUGGAGCUGACUACAACACUAAGAACUUCUCCAUGGCCGAUGUUAACAUCGAGCUCACCCGUCGUAUUACCCAAGCGGUCAAGGAUGCCGGUAACCCAAGAUACGUUUACGUCUCCUCCUACAAUGCUAACCCUGCCUCGGAGUCCGUGUUCUACGCCACCAAGGGUAUUGCUGAGCAAGUUGUCAGAGAUAUCUUGCCUGACUCCACUAUUGUCAGACCUGCUCCUAUGUACGGCCGUGAGGACAACUUGUUGAACUAUUUGGGUCCAAAGUUGAAGAUGUGGACUCCAAACAAGAACGCCAAGGAGAUCUGGCCAGUUCAUGUGCUCGAUGUGGCCCACGGUCUUGAGAGAAUUGGUUACGAUGACUCCACCGUUGGUCAAACCUACGAGUUGUAUGGACCUGAGAAAUUGUCUUUCAAGGAGAUCAGAGAAAUGGUUCACGGUAUUACUCAGGACUUCUCUCAGGUUGGGCCAUUCUCAUACAGCUUUGCCGACUACCAGAUUCCAUUGUCGUUGGCCAAGUUCGUCGCUCAGUUGAAGCAGUACGUAUACUGGAAGCAAACUAACCCAGACCAGGUUCAAAGACACUUGAUCAACCAGGUGAUUGACCCUUCUGCCAAAACUUUCGCUGACUUGGGCAUUUACAAGACCGACCAGUUGGCCGAUGUUAUUUUCUCUUACGUGAAGCACUGGAGACAUCCAUUGAUCGCUCAGCAGGGUGCCCCAUCGAAGAAGGAGACCAACAGAUUGCGUGAAAUGGAGCACUUCACCUAA
Molecule: messenger RNA, 1134 nt
Organism: Candidozyma duobushaemuli
Lineage: Eukaryota; Fungi; Ascomycota; Pichiomycetes; Serinales; Metschnikowiaceae
Exons: 1
Coding region: 1-1134 (377 amino acids)
Cellular component (GO): mitochondrion
Molecular function (GO): protein-containing complex binding
Source: RefSeq, a predicted model, not a curated record